UGUAAAGUAGAAGAUGAGGACAUCACACAGUAUAGUCCAGGAGAAAACCCGACUACCUCAAAUGUCCAUCCGGCACCAAACAGAUGCUUUGGACUAAAAUCCACUCUUGUCACACAUCAAAUGUCUCACAGGGGGGAAAAGCCGUAUUCCUGCCCUGAGUGCGGGAAAUGUUUCUCCAAGAAAUCCGUUCUCACGGGACAUCAAAGACUGCACACGGGGGAAAAGCCGUAUUCCUGCCCUGAGUGCGGGAAAUGUUUCUCCAAGAAAUCCGUUCUCACGGGACAUCAGAGACUGCACACGGGGGAAAAGCCGUAUUCCUGUUCUGAGUGCGGGAAAUGUUUUAGACACAAAUCAUCUCUUCAUGCACAUAAAAUGUCUCACACAGGGGAAAAGCCGUAUUCCUGCCCUGAGUGCGGGAAAUGUUUUUCCAUGAAAUGCCAUCUCAACAGCCAUCAGAAAUUGCACACAGGAGAGAAGCCGUAUUCCUGUUCUCAGUGCGGGAAAUGUUUUGUUGACAAAUCACAUCUUGUUACACAUCAAAGGUCUCACACGGGGGAAAAGCCGUAUUCCUGUCCUGAGUGUGGCAAAUGUUUUUUAUAUAAAUCGAUUCUUGUCACACAUCAAAGAUCUCACACAGGGGAGAAGCCUUUUUGUUGUUCAGAGUGCGGGAAAUGUUUUAUAAUAAAAUCUGAUUUGGUCACACAUCAGAGAUCUCACACGGGGGAGAAGCCAUAUUGUUGUCCUGAGUGCGGGAAAUGUUUUGCCACUAAGUCAUAUCUUUGCAAACAUCAAAGGACUCACACGGGGGAAAAGCCGUUUUCCUGUUCUGAGUGCGGAAAAUGCUUUGAACUAAAAUCAAGUCGUGGCACACAUGAAAGGUCUCACAUGCAGGAGAAGCCGCAUUCCUGUCCUGAGUGCGGGAAAUGUUUUUUAUAUGAAUCGCAACUUGUCAGACAUCAAAGAAUUCACACAGGAGAGAGGCCUUUUUGUUGUUCAGAGUGCGGGAAAUGUUUUUUAGAUAAGUACGCUCUUAAUACUCAUCAGAAACUGCACACAGGUGAGAAGUUAUAUUCCUGUUCUGAGUGUGGGAAAUGUUUUAUGAAAAAAAAUGAUUUGGUCACACAUCAGAGAUCUCACACGGGGGAGAAGCCAUAUUCCUGCCCUGAGUGCGGGAAAUGUUUUUCCAGGAAAUCCCUUCUCACGAUCCAUCAGAUAUUGCACACAGAUGAGAAGCCAUAUUCCUGCCCUGUGUGUGGAAAAUAUUUUUCACAGAAUUCCAGUCUUCACAGACAUCGGAGAUCUCACACGGGGGAGAAGCCAUAUUCCUGCCCUGAGUGCCGGAAAUGUUUUUCACAGAAGUCCGAUCUUUCCAGACAUCGGAGAUCUCACACGAGGGAG
Messenger RNA from Rana temporaria (common frog), 1398 nucleotides. Its product is annotated as zinc finger protein 605-like. The annotation marks the transcript as partial. Lineage: Eukaryota; Metazoa; Chordata; Amphibia; Anura; Ranidae. The record is from RefSeq and is a predicted model, not a curated record. The transcript has a single exon.